Messenger RNA from Oikopleura dioica, 1245 nucleotides. NCBI's taxonomy places the organism in Eukaryota, Metazoa, Chordata, Appendicularia, Copelata, Oikopleuridae. The record is from the annotation of a GenBank genome assembly.
AUGGCGAAAGAUAAAAAAGGCAAGAAAGGGAAGGCAGGGAAAAAGGAGAAGGAAGUGGAGGAGAGUGGAGAUGCUCCGGCAGAGGAUCCGGAGAAAGUCUCCGAAGUUGACCGUUGUCAAUACGACAUUCAAAUUCUCGCCCUUGACAAUAAGAUAAAACGGCUAACCGAGGAACUGAAUCAAAAAAUUGAAAGGCGCAAGCAGAUCGGAGAGGAUCUUGUCAAUGCCGAAAAAGACAAACAUCGCUCAAUCUCAUUCUUGAACGAUAAGCUCAAGCGAAAAGUCGAAGAAGCCGAGGACGUUAGCGAUCAUCUUGAUGGUGCUAAGAGAGAAUAUGAAAGUUCUAUAAACGGCCUUCUGGAGAAGAUUGAGACGCAGAAAUUGACAUUCGAGGAUAACAAGCGUGCUUUGAAUAAAGAAAUUGAUGACUAUAAAGACGAAAUUGCAUCUUUGAAUCACUUCCAGGAAGUUCGUGAGCAAAUGGAAGAGCACGAAGUCAACCUUACUAAAGAGGUUGCAGCGCAAAAGGAAGCUUUUCAAGCUGACUUAGAGCUUUUGAAGCACCAGGACGAACAGGAUCUUAUUCGUUUACGGGGCGAAAUGAUACGUCAGGUCAACGCAACCGCCGCUGAGUUCAGGCGAGACACUGAUCAAUUAAUUCCGCCCACAAUCAAGCGUGCCAUCCGCGAGAAUCAUGGAUUCAGACUCACUCUACGCAAGCUAAAUCGCUGCAAACGCCAUCUCGAUGAUGAGUCCGCCGAGAUCAAAGCCAAAAUGGAAGGCGUCCCAGAAAAGCUUCACUCUCUCCACCUUACUGAAAAGGAUCUCGCUCAGCAAUCUUACAACAAGAGCUAUCUUAUCCAACUCCUGCGCAAAAAGUUACAAGACACGAAGAAGAAGCUUGCCGAGUACAGAGCUUGCGAAGAAGAGAGGGAGGCCAACAAGAACACUUUGAAUAAACUUCGCGAGCAUCUUCAGUCGGAAAGCAAUGAAUUCGAAGCGAUGCAAAAAGAAGCGAAACGGCUGGCAAAGGAACUCAGAGAUCAUCAAGACGAAAUUCAAUCCACAGAAAGCGAAUGUAUCAACAUUCGCCCUCUACUACAGUCCUGUGUUUAUGAACUAUUGGAAAAAAGCCGGAUCGAGAAAUCUACUUUCGAAAAACUUGCUAGAGAGCUCGGCGAAGAGUGUGAAAUUGACGAGGAGUUCCUUAACUUUCCAGUUGGAUCACUUGAACCCAUUUUGUAA